Coccinella septempunctata (seven-spotted ladybird) is the source of this 1343-nucleotide messenger RNA. It is a transcript of the gene Fdh, whose product is annotated as alcohol dehydrogenase class-3. Bases 92 to 1231 code for a protein of 379 amino acids. The transcript is spliced from 7 exons. Gene Ontology annotation, biological process: formaldehyde catabolic process. NCBI's taxonomy places the organism in Eukaryota, Metazoa, Arthropoda, Insecta, Coleoptera, Coccinellidae. Gene Ontology annotation, cellular component: cytosol. The record is from RefSeq and is a predicted model, not a curated record. Gene Ontology annotation, molecular function: S-(hydroxymethyl)glutathione dehydrogenase [NAD(P)+] activity; zinc ion binding.
AUCAAGAAUCUUUGGUUGUAAUUUCUUCAGUUGAGUUGAAAGAUUCAUCCAUCUACUGAUAUUGACCAAAGUAUAAAAUUAUAAUUCAAUCAUGUCUACGGCUGGAAAGGUUAUCAACUGCAAAGCCGCUAUUGCUUGGGGUCCCAAAGAGAAUUUAGUGGUAGAAACCAUACAAGUGGCUCCUCCAGAGGAUCACGAAGUCAGGAUAAAGAUAAGUUAUACAGCUGUUUGCCACACAGAUGCUUACACUUUAAGCGGUCAGGAUCCUGAAGGAAUAUUCCCAGUUAUUUUGGGCCAUGAGGGAUCAGGAAUAGUUGAGAGUAUAGGAAAGGGGGUAGCAAAUGUCUCAGUGGGAGAUCACGUGAUUCCAUUGUAUGUUCCCCAGUGUAAAGAAUGUAAAUUUUGUAAAUCCCCAAAGACCAACUUAUGCCAGAAAGUGCGUUCAACUCAAGGUCGAGGUGUUAUGCCCAAUGGCACUUCAAGAUUCAGCUGUAAUGGUAAACAGUUAUACCAUUUCAUGGGAUGUUCCACCUUUUCGGAGUACACUGUCGUCGCUGAUGUUUCUGUGGCUAAGAUUGAUGUCUCGGCUCCACUAGAGAAGGUUUGUUUGUUGGGUUGUGGGGUACCAACUGGUUAUGGCGCAGCUUUGAAUACUGCCAAAGUUGAAAAAAACUCAACCUGCGCCGUCUGGGGAUUGGGAGCUGUUGGUUUAGCAGUGGGUUUGGGAUGUAGAGCGGCUGGAGCGACUAGAAUUAUAGGAAUCGAUAUAAAUCCGAAGAAGUUCGAUUUAGCAAAGCAAUUUGGAUUCACAGAGUUCGUAAACCCUAAAGACUAUGAAAAACCUAUCGAACAAGUGUUGGUUGAGAUGACCGACGGUGGAUUAGAUUAUACAUUUGAAUGCAUCGGCAAUGUCGCAACAAUGAGGGCGGCAUUGGAAUCUUGUCAUAAAGGAUGGGGAGUUUCUACAAUUAUAGGGGUUGCUGGUGCAGGUCAGGAAAUAAGUACAAGGCCUUUUCAGUUGGUUACCGGCAGGACAUGGAAGGGAACAGCUUUUGGAGGUUGGAAAAGUCGAGACAGUGUGCCGAAACUGGUAGAUGAGUAUUUAUCCAAAAAAUUACUCCUAGACGAAUUCAUCUCUCACACUCUGAGUUUCAGUGAAAUAAAUGAAGCAUUUCACCUGAUGCAUGCCGGGGAGAGCAUUCGUUCAGUUCUAAAGGUUUGCGAAAAUUGAAAUAUGGUGAAACAACUGUAGGAUGAUUACAUUUUGAAAUUUUAAAUUGAAUAUUCUGUUGAAAAGGAAAUUAUUUUAUCAAAUUAGAUAAUAAAAGAAGUACUCAGUGAAA